AUGGAGGAAAUAAGUAACUUUACCACACCUGUUCCAUCUCCAUUCUCAGCCUAUGGAUUUUGGCACAAAGGCGUUGUAGAAAUGUGUUUGUUUGUAUUCAGCUUUCUAUCUGGCAUUCCUACUCACGCCUAUGUUAUAUAUCUUAUCGUCACGGGGAAAGGAAAUGGAAUUGCUUCAGAGAUUUUCAUCCUCAAUCUCUCUGUCUGUGAGAUCCUUUUUUCUGUGAAUUCAUUGUUCAAUGCGCUGGCAGAAACAUUUCAAAGUCUCAUAAUAUUUACUUGGUUUUUAAUUGGAGAAAUCAUCACUGGUCAUCCCAUGUUUCAGUGUCUGAUGUGUGUCGAGCGUUACCUGGCAGUGGUUCAUCCGGUAAUCUUUCUGAAGUUCAAACCUCUCAGAUAUCGAGUGAUCUGCUGCACUGCUGCCUGGAUGAUUGGUUUUGGAUCCGGUUUGUUCUGCAUGUUUUUGUUGAUGUCGCCUAACUUUUAUCUGUAUGUGUGGUUCUACACGGUUCAGUUCCUCAUCUUCCUCUCUACUCAGUUGUUUUGCCUUUUGGCUGUUCUCAGAGCUCUGAAGCAGUCAGGACCAGGAGAGAGAGGGAGAGAGAGAGAGGAGGAAAACCACAUUAAGAAAAGAGCAUUUCAUCUCAUUCUAAUAGCUACUGUGAGCAUGAUUAUCAGAUAUGCCCCAUAUAUCAUCACUGGGUUCUUCAUUGUGACACUACAGGAUGAUGAGAGUAUUCAGGUUCUUUGGUCCGUUAGUUAUGUUUGUUUUAUGCUGGCUGGUUUUGUUCAGCCUGUUCUUUAUCUGCACCGCAUGGGGAAGCUCUCCUGCUUUUGUUUCUAA
Molecule: messenger RNA, 843 nt
Organism: Triplophysa dalaica
Lineage: Eukaryota; Metazoa; Chordata; Actinopteri; Cypriniformes; Nemacheilidae
Product: C-C chemokine receptor type 8-like
Exons: 1
Coding region: 1-843 (280 amino acids)
Biological process (GO): positive regulation of Rho protein signal transduction; phospholipase C-activating G protein-coupled receptor signaling pathway
Cellular component (GO): membrane
Molecular function (GO): G protein-coupled receptor activity
Source: RefSeq, a predicted model, not a curated record